AUGAAUCCUGGGGACGAGAACCUGCUGAAGGCGAUCAGCAACGACACGCUCCUCGACCUGACACAGCGCUACGGCCAGUCCGCCUUCGGGUUCGGCGCUGGCCAUGGUGCUGCAGGGAGCCCCGGCCGCUACCCCCUGACGCCCGCCGCCGACUUCCUGUCAAGCCAGACCGCCAAGUCCAACGAGAGCGGCGGGGAGCAGACGAGCGAUGACGACGACGGCUUCGACCUGGAGUCGCGCAAGAGGGGCUCGGCGUUCGACGACGACGACAAGCACGGCGGACCCCUGGCCAAGAAGCCCAAGGAGCAGCGGUCCCUGCGGCUCAGCAUCAACGCGCGGGAGAGGAGACGGAUGCACGACCUGAACGACGCGCUGGACGGCCUGCGCUCCGUCAUCCCCUACGCGCACAGCCCCUCGGUGAGGAAGCUCUCUAAAAUUGCCACUCUACUACUGGCCAAGAACUAUAUCCUGAUGCAGGCGCAGGCCCUGGAGGAGAUGAGGCGGCUGGUUUCCUACCUGAACCAGGGACAGACUAUUACUUCCCCGAUCCCCGCCGCCCUGGCGCCCUUUGGACAGGCUGCAGUUUACCCUUUCUCGGGUUCGACAUUGGCCACCUGCGCUGAGAAGUGCACCACCACUUAUUCUGGGACACCGUCCAGUCUUUUCAAGCACUGCAACGACAAGCCUUGA
Molecule: messenger RNA, 690 nt
Organism: Gadus chalcogrammus (walleye pollock)
Lineage: Eukaryota; Metazoa; Chordata; Actinopteri; Gadiformes; Gadidae
Gene: bhlhe23
Product: basic helix-loop-helix family, member e23
Exons: 1
Coding region: 1-690 (229 amino acids)
Molecular function (GO): protein dimerization activity
Source: RefSeq, a predicted model, not a curated record